ACCCCUCACUGUCUUCUAGAAUUACCCGAUCAACCCAUCUUGUUCCUCAAGUCGCUUUGAUCUAUAAGCAUAAGUCGGAAUCGAAAAUCGGGAAAAGAUCGAACCUUAAGCCUGCGACGAACAGAUCUGAAGAUGGAGUGCGUAUUCGGUCUCGUCGGGAAUGGAUUCGCCAUCGUUGCGGCGGAUACAUCGGCAGUUCACAGUAUCCUUGUCCACAAGAACAACGAAGACAAGAUCAUGGUCCUUGACUCACACAAGCUCGUCGCCGCAAGCGGCGAGCCUGGUGACCGGGUUCAGUUUACGGAGUAUGUUCAGAAGAAUGUGUCACUGUAUCAAUUCCGAAACGGGAUCCCUUUGACCACAUCUGCUGCAGCGAACUUCACUCGUGGAGAGCUCGCCACUGCUUUGAGAAAGAAUCCGUAUUCUGUGAACAUCCUGAUGGCUGGCUACGACAAAGAAGCAGGCGCAUCACUAUACUACAUUGACUACAUUGCAACUCUUCACAAGGUUGAUAAGGGAGCAUUUGGCUACGGCUCAUACUUCUCUCUCUCCACAAUGGACAGACACUACCGCAGCGACAUGACUGUGGAAGAAGCCAUUGAAUUGGUCGACAAAUGCAUACUUGAGAUCAGGUCGAGGCUGGUCAUUGCACCACCAAACUUUAUCAUCAAGAUCGUCGACAAAAACGGAGCUCGUGUCCACGCUACGCGUCAGUCUGUACAAGACGUCACUACUGCUGCUGUCUGAUUGAGUCUUCGUUAAUGUUAUGAAUUUUAAAAGCUUUCUUGGAAUAUUAAGUUCUCAGAUCAUGAUUAUGAUGAUAUGACUCUGUGUUUGGAACUUUGAAAUGAAAAAGAAACAGUUUCAUUCUUGCCCUUA
Eutrema salsugineum is the source of this 879-nucleotide messenger RNA. RefSeq names its product proteasome subunit beta type-2-A. NCBI's taxonomy places the organism in Eukaryota, Viridiplantae, Streptophyta, Magnoliopsida, Brassicales, Brassicaceae. Gene Ontology annotation, molecular function: peptidase activity. The transcript is spliced from 3 exons. Gene Ontology annotation, biological process: proteasomal protein catabolic process. The coding region runs from base 133 to 747 and encodes 204 amino acids. Gene Ontology annotation, cellular component: proteasome core complex; cytosol; proteasome core complex, beta-subunit complex. The record is from RefSeq and is a predicted model, not a curated record.